This is a messenger RNA of Python bivittatus (Burmese python), 3630 nucleotides long. Lineage: Eukaryota; Metazoa; Chordata; Lepidosauria; Squamata; Pythonidae. The record is from RefSeq and is a predicted model, not a curated record.
GGGGGGGGUGCUUUACUUUUCCAGUCCGGUGGAAGUGGGUUCCCUCCAGCCGCGCUCCGCUUCCGAGGUCAGCCAGUGCCGGGGAGCUGCUGCUCGGGCUUGUUCGAACGUGGAAGGAGGUCAAGUCGCGAGACCGGACUUUGUUACAAGCGAGGGGGAAUUUUGCAUGGCUGACCGGGGCGCCACGCCACUCAUUUUUACGCUACCCCGUGGCUUUAGACUGCAAAGGAGGACGUUAAAAAAAAUAAUUUUCAUUCAAAAAAUAAGUGCUCCCCGGAAUAGUAAGGCCAAAUGUUGGACAUGAGCCUCUGCCUCCAACUGUUGGAAGAAAUUUACUGGGGAGAAAAGUAUUCUACCUUCCUGGAUUCUUUACAUAUGCCAGGCACAUUGUGGAAGUGGAUGGGAAAAUGGGCCUUUUCCGUGGUCUUUCUCCUCGCAUCCUCUCUAGCGUUUUAUCUACCAUAAACCGAGAACAAGUGAAGAAGGCCUUCCCUCUAGAAGAUAUGGAGCAUGUUUCCAAUAAGGAUGAUGUGAAGACAUCUCUCAGGAAAGUGGCAAAAGAGACUUGCCAUGAGAUGAUGAUACAGUGUGUAUCCCGAAUUAUUUCUCAUCCACUUCAUGUAAUAUCUAUGCGCUGUAUGGUCCAGUUCGUAGGACGAGAACUUAAGUACAGCAAUAUGUUUAGCUCCGUCAGGACAAUUUGGAAAGAAGAAGGACUCUUGGGAUUCUUCGUAGGUUUAGUUCCUCAUAUCCUAGGUGAUCUUAUUUUUCUGUGGUGUUGCAACCUUCUGGCUCAUUUUAUCAACACUUAUGCUGUGGAUGACAAUUUCAACCAAGCUUCUGUCAUCCGGAGCUACACUAAGUUUGUGAUGGGGAUUGCUGUGAGCAUGUUGACAUACCCUUUUCUUCUCGUGGGUGAUCUCAUGGCAGUGAACAACUGUGGGUUACUUGCUGGCCUCCCUCCAUAUGCCCCUGUGUUUUCCUCUUGGAUUCAUUGUUGGAGACACCUGAGUGCUCAGGGGCAACUCUUCAGAGGUUCCAGCCUACUUUUUCGUAGAGCGUCCACACCAGCAACUUUUCUCAUUGACUAAUUUCAUUUGGGAGAAAGAAGCAAACCAUAGAUUUUUGUAGAAGAGACCCUAAAAUAUCUUGUUUUUACCAUUCUUUUUCAUUUUUAAAAUGAAAGGUUUUCAGGAGUAAGAACAGCUCAUCUCAGCAAACCUGAUAACAGAAGGGUCAGAUAUUUCUGGCCAGAUCUUUUCUGUCAAACAAAGGGGACAGUGCUGGUCAGGCCUUAGAUCAAAAGGGGCAACCCAACUGAUGAUAGCUUUGCAGGCUUGGCAUGCUCUUGUCUUUGCAGGAUACAAGCUCAAUAAGAAGGUGGUUUAUACCUUUCCCUAAAUAAGACCUAAGUUGGAGUGCAGAUUCCCUCCUUUAGUACCAUUAGAGAAAAUAGCUUAAGCUCUAUCUCUUUGUCACCUUUGGUUUUUGGCAUAUUGUUAGCCUAUAUAUUAAAUCCAACUGAUGUUGGAAUACCUUUCAUUCCUAACAUUUAGCAAGACCACAGAAACUUAAAGAACUCUAUUACCGAGUUUCUAAUCAUGACAUCUAUAAACCUGAUGGUUCAUUUAUCAUAAUAUCUCUAAGCAGCUGAUUUUGCAUCAUCUGUUUUUUAAGUUAAAUAUUUGACAAAUGCACUAAACUAUUUCAUCUGGGUUUUAAAUCCUUAAGUAGGACCUUAAACUCUAGAGUAGAAUGGGUUAUUUACAUUGACAUAUCUAGAAGCUUUUUAUUUAGUAUUGUUUACAAAUUUAAGCUUGAUAUGUUGUGUUUUAUGAAGAAUUCUGUGAUACUGAAGACUGGGCUACAGAGCCCCUACUACAAGAAAUGUCACAUAUGUAUGGUGAUUGAGGUUCUCAUGUCAUACUCAGAGACCUUCCAAAUGUCAGGAGGAUCUGGUAGUAAGAUUUCAGUACAACUACAAAGAUAAUACAUCUGACAAUGAGAACUAUCAUCCUUAUAAACCUGCGUGUUGGGGUGAUUUCUGACCAAAGUAGUAUAUUAGAAGUUUUCUCUGGAACUAAGAAAAGUACUUUGCUGAAUGCGUGAACAGUAUUUCCCCUGGUCAGUAAUGUUAUAUAAAUUUGUGAUAAUGUUGCACUACAUUUGCCACCAUUAAGUACUGAUUUUUUUUGCUAAAAGCUUGAUUGUAUAGGGAGGUCUACUGAAGAUGUCACCUAUCCUAGCUAAGCAGCAUUUGUAAUGUGAAUACUUAACUCAUUAGAUCAUGGUUAGCUUUUCUAAUAUCUGCUUUAGGCUGUAAGUUAUAUCCGCUUACCUGAUUCAAGAUUUACUGAAUUUAGUUGGAAUGACUUCUGAACAAACCUGUACAGGAUUGCGCUGUUAAGACGGUUUUACUACUCAGCUUUUUCUAACAUUUAAACAACUUAGCCUUAAGGAUCAGUUCCUACAAUGAAAUUACUCAUUAUCAUAUUACACUUCACCACAAGCAGAGCUGCCAAUUAAUGUGACUCCCACUUUUAGCAACUUUGCAGAUGGCAUAAUGAAUUUAUAUUCCUGGUGAAGUAGUAUCUCUUUUACCAAUUAAAUAUUCUUGUCUGCUGAAAUAUUGUCAUAUUCAAAUUACUUAUUCAUGUGAAUAGUCCUAAAUAGAGCCAAAGGAAGACCGAAUACUGUAAAGGAAAGUGAGAAUUCAUAUCACUUCAGCACUAAAUUUUAUACAGCUAAAUCAUGCAUGUCAGAAGGAUAAGAAAAAGUUAUUUUCAAAUUGCAGUCCUGCGCCAGAUAUCAAUAAGGGAGUAUGUGAAAUUUGCUGCUUUGUCUUUUUGGUGCUACUGUUAAAUUACAUGAAACUUGAUGUUUGUCAUCAGGAAGCUUGGGUAAAGAGAGUGAAAAUGUAACAUUGGGAUUCUGAAGUACACUAAUUCAUUGUGCAAUAUUAAUAUUGAAAGACAUUGCUUAGCAGGCUGUGUUCCAGCUUUAUCUAUACACACAAGAAAAUAUUGUUUCCAUCUAGCAUUGCUGUAAAUAGAUCCAGUGACUCCAUCCCACUCACUCUGGUGAUAGGUUUUAUGUUUUCUGCAUGUGUGUAUGUAUUACUCAGUAAUUCCCAAAUGCAUCUGUGUUGGCUUCGGCAAAGCUUUGAAGUGCUUUCUGGGUCAAGAGCCAAGUGCAUUAAUUUUGUAACUUUCAUACAGUGAAGUGUGGUGUGUCUAUGUUGCCAUUUUCUUUCUUGGUAUUCUCUUUUAACCCAGAAAGGAACCUGUUCUCAAUCUCUUGCUUCAGAAAAGUUGUAGGAAAUGUUUAAAGGGAUUAAAUUUGUCUUCCAAAUGUAGUGCCCCAGAACUUUCAUUUUAUUGUCACAGUCUUUUGAACAGAUAAAUUUGUCUGAUUUGGAGAUUACAUCUGAAGAACAUAUUGUGUAAGCAUUCGGCACAAUUUAUUGGGAGACGGUUCUUGUGGAACCUAGAAAAGUAGGUGCUUCCAUAGUCCCUGGGCUUUGCCAAAACUUUAAUGUGGUUUAUGUCAAAGUAAAUGCACAAUUACAGUAAGUUAAUUCAAAGUGUACUUGACAUCUGUUUGAGAAAUAAAUGUAACAAUGACCUCAAC